Messenger RNA from Hippocampus comes (tiger tail seahorse), 1941 nucleotides. RefSeq names its product cell division cycle 20 homolog (gene cdc20). Lineage: Eukaryota; Metazoa; Chordata; Actinopteri; Syngnathiformes; Syngnathidae. Gene Ontology annotation, molecular function: protein binding; ubiquitin ligase activator activity; anaphase-promoting complex binding. The record is from RefSeq and is a predicted model, not a curated record. The transcript is spliced from 10 exons. Bases 232 to 1743 code for a protein of 503 amino acids. Gene Ontology annotation, biological process: anaphase-promoting complex-dependent catabolic process; positive regulation of ubiquitin protein ligase activity; positive regulation of anaphase-promoting complex-dependent catabolic process. Gene Ontology annotation, cellular component: anaphase-promoting complex.
UUUAAACAAAUUUUCAAAAAGGAGGAGGUCUUGCCAGGUUUUAACUGUGAUUACUGAACUCCGUCACGUCAUUUGUAGAGAGCGAGUUACAUUUGUCUUUUGUAGGACGAGGCUUAGUAGAGUUGUCAUUGUAUCCCUAAGUCGUAAUUGACGUUAGGUAUUAAUCGACACUUUCAAGUCUGCGUUACCGUGCUUUUUUUCAUUCACUGAGUGAGAGCGAGGGCAUUGAAAAUGGCCCAUUUCGGAUUUGAAAACGACAUCAGCGACACGCUGAAGCUCGACGUCCCCAUUACCAACGCUCCUAUUUCCCGCUGGCAGAGGAAAGCAAGCGCGUCAAACCCGUCCUCGAGCGCCUUGUCCCCCGGGAAGUAUGCCAACGUUUCGCUGAACAUAUCGUCAAAGACGCCGUGUAAGACUCCGUGUAAGACGCCAGGCAGAUGGAAAGCCACUCCGUCAAAGAUGGGAGCGGACCGCUUCAUUCCUGUCCGUAAUGAGAAACAAAUGGAAAUGGCGAGUUUCUUGCUCUCAAAGAAGGCUCGACCCAAGGAAGACGGCGUCUCAGCAGCUUUGUUGGAACAACAAAAGACGUGGUCCAUUGCGCUGAAUGGAUGCAACGUAGAAGAGGCCCGCAUCCUGCAGUUCAGUGGGAAGCCAACUGUUAACCCAGAUAGUCAACACAACUCUUUGAAGUCCCUGUACAGUCACACCAUGACUCCUAUGUCCAACAAAAAGACACGACACAUAUCUUCCACUGCUGACAGAAUCUUAGAUGCUCCUGACAUUCGUGAUGAUUUUUAUUUGAAUCUGCUCGAUUGGAACAGCCGCAACGUCAUGGCAGUGGCUCUCAAGGACAGCGUGUACCUGUGGGACGCCACUCAGGGAAAUAUCACCCACCUCAUGACCAUGGACAAUGAGGCAGAGUAUAUCAGCUCGCUGUCUUGGGCUAAGGAAGGCAACUACCUGGCAGUUGGCACGAGCGACUGUGCAGUCCAAUUGUGGGACGUAGAGCAAGAGAAAUGCCUUCGCAGCAUGAACAGCCACUCUGCACGAGUCUGCAGCCUGAGUUGGAAUAGCCACAUCUUGUCCAGCGGCAGCCCGUCGGGUCAGAUUCACCAUCAUGACGUGAGGGUGGCGGAGCACCACAUCUUCACGCUGCAUGGCCACUCUCAGGAAGUGUGCGGGCUGCAGUGGUCGCCGGAUGGCCGCUACCUGGCCAGCGGCGCCAAUGACAACCUGGUGUGCAUCUGGCCCCGCGUGGCCCAGGGCCGCACAGACAUCACCAAGCCGCUGCACUCGCUGAGUCUCCACAAAGGGGCCGUCAAGGCUUUGGCUUGGUGUCCAUGGCAGUCCAGCAUCCUGGCCUCGGGUGGCGGAACCUCGGACUGUCACAUCCGUGUGUGGAACGUCAGCAGCGGAUCCUGCCUCAGUUCAGUCGACACACAGUCCCAGGUGUCAGCACUUGCGUUUGCUCCCAACUACAAGGAGCUGGUGUCUGCACACGGUUUCACACACCAUAACUUGGUCAUCUGGAAGUAUCCGUCCAUGGCAAAAGUCGCAGAGCUCAACGGACACGAUGAGAGAGUCCUCAACAUUGCCAUGAGUCCAGAUGGCUCCACGGUGGCCAGCCUGGCAGCGGACGAGACCAUUCGCCUGUGGAAGAGCUUUGAGGUCGACCCCAAGAAAAAAGCCAAAGACAAGACGCCCAUUUCCCUGCACUCGGCCUUCACUCGCUCCAUCAGAUGAUUUGGAGACAGAAUUUUUUUUAAUUUAUUUUUUUGAACACCAUAUGAAUUUUCAUAGUGCAUUUGCUCAAUUGCGGUCAUGAUGUUUUGCUUCCAUCGUCCACUGUAAAUUGGAUGAGGCAUCCCCUUGACAAUUUUCUUCUGUCAGACUUGCAUAACUUUUGAACAUUUGAAUAAAUGUUUCCACAAUAUGAUUAUU